This is a messenger RNA of Gigantopelta aegis, 1661 nucleotides long. Its product is annotated as F-actin-capping protein subunit alpha-like. Gene Ontology annotation, molecular function: actin filament binding. The transcript has 10 exons. Lineage: Eukaryota; Metazoa; Mollusca; Gastropoda; Neomphalida; Peltospiridae. Gene Ontology annotation, cellular component: actin cortical patch; F-actin capping protein complex. The record is from RefSeq and is a predicted model, not a curated record. Bases 39 to 914 code for a protein of 291 amino acids. Gene Ontology annotation, biological process: barbed-end actin filament capping; actin cytoskeleton organization.
AUUUAAUCUCGCGGUGACGUUGUCUCCUAGUAUCCAAAAUGUCGGCUUUGGAUGAGGAAUCGAUUUCUGACGCCGAACGGGUGAGAGUAGCAUCCAACUUCAUCCUACAUGCACCACCAGGAGAAUUUAACGAAGUAUUUAAUGAUGUGAGAAUUUUAGUCAACGAUGAUAAUUUGCUGAAAGAUGGUGCUUCUGGGGCUUUUGCGCAAUAUAAUAGAGACCAAUUCACUCCAUGCAAAAUAGAAGGAUCAGAAUACCAGGCUUUGAUCACGGAGUAUGGAGACCUCGGAGGUGGGCGAUAUUUGGACCCUCGUACAAAACAGUCCUUCAGAUAUGAUCAUUUACGGAAAGAAGCCAGUGACUUCCAGAAAGCCGACAUUGAUCGCAAUGCGGAACCCUGGCGGGCCGCGAUAGAAUCGGCCCUCGCCGCGUACACUGCGUCAUACUAUGAGCAUGGAAUCUGCACAGUGUACGGCAGCAGUUCAGGAAGUGACAUCACCAUCACCGUGUGUCUAGAGAGCCAUCAAUUCCAAGCCAGGCAGUACUGGAAUGGCAGAUGGCGGUCUCAAUGGUCAACCACAUUUUCUUCAACUGGAGGUUCAGCAGAGCUAAAGGGUAUUUUAAGAGUGCAGGUUCACUAUUAUGAAGAUGGAAAUGUGCAGUUAGUUAGUUCAAAAGAAACUAGUUCCAAAUUGAAUGUAACCAAUGAACAACAAACAGCCAAGAAUUUUGUUAAUAUUUUGUCUGAAACCGAGAGUGAAUAUCAGACAGCCCUAUCUGAAAACUACCAGACCAUGUCCGACACCACAUUCAAAGCCUUGCGAAGACAGUUACCAGUGACGAGGACAAAGAUUGACUGGCACAAAAUUAUUAUAUCAGGCUACAAGAUAGGAGGAGAGCUGAAACAGUCCUGAUUCCUCUGUCGUCUUCGGUUUCUUUCAAACAAUUCUAUAUUAUUGAUGCAAUUUCACCUCUGACCUGUGACAUGAUCUAUAUAUAGUACAUGGAGUCAAGGACAUUGCUACAGAUACGGCUUCCUGUGUACUUAUUUGCAAAUUGGACAUCUUUAUGCAUCGUGGCACAUUUAUACAUGUAUUUAUCAUUCAGAUUGGAAAAGUAUAGUUUUGAAAUAUGUAAAAUAACCCUUAAAAAUUAAUUAUUACUAAGUUGGCAGUUUUCAUUAGCAUACAAUCAUGACCAGUGAUGUGAAUAAUAUGUGUGGUUGUCAUCGACCUUAAAACAUGCCAUGGUCAUUCAGACAUCUAUUUUUAUGUCAGAUUGUCAGUUUAAAACCAAGACUUUCAGAAACAUGCAAUUAAUGACCACUGUUUAUGAAAUCGUCAAAACAGUUAAUUGAUGUUAAUUUUAUGUUGAUUAUAGUGUAACCAAUUACGUAUGCUGCUGAAUUACAUGACAUAGAUAUUGAUCAAAUUUUGCUGAUUUGUCUUGUGUGAAAUUCCUUUAUGCAAUUGGUUAUGCUUCUGCUAUUCUUGUAUUCUUUUCAGCUUUGUAGUGCUGAAACUUAUAAAGCUAAAGUAAAACAUGUUUGUUUGCUCAUACAUUGAUUACUACAAUAAUAUAUAUAUAUAUACUCAACAAUGAAAGUUUAGCUAAUGUUAAAAGAAAUGGCAUAACAUUUAUAAAUUAACCUAUUUUUAUUA